This is a messenger RNA of Alligator mississippiensis (American alligator), 1241 nucleotides long. RefSeq names its product heat shock protein family B (small) member 3 (gene HSPB3). The record is from RefSeq and is a predicted model, not a curated record. The coding region runs from base 48 to 485 and encodes 145 amino acids. Gene Ontology annotation, cellular component: cytoplasm; nuclear speck. The transcript has a single exon. NCBI's taxonomy places the organism in Eukaryota, Metazoa, Chordata, Crocodylia, Alligatoridae.
CUUUCACUCACUGACAUAAAGCAGCAAGUCAUUUUUCUGCCUCAGCAAUGGAAGGAGUUGUUAUAAGACACUGGGUGGAAACACCUGUCCGUUAUCAGGCGCAGUUUGCUGACCAAGAGCUGGAAGCAUAUAAGCUGGAGCACUCUUUAUAUGCUUUGCCAGGCCCAUCCACAUCCUCCGUGAGAAUCAACAAGCAUGUAAUUGCAGCAGAGGAAAGCAGCACUGGGGAAAAUGAGCAAAGCUUUCAGGUCCUACUGGAUGUUGUGCAAUUCCGCCCUGAAGAUAUCAUCAUUCAGACUUUCGAAGGCUGGCUCCUGAUCAAAGCUCAGCAUGGACCCAGGAUGGACGAACAUGGUUUCAUAUCCAGAAGCUUUACUAGGCAAUACAAACUGCCAAAUGGAAUUGAAACAAAAGAUUUGUCUGCUGUCUUCUGUCAUGAUGGCAUUUUGGUUGUUGAAAUGAAGAAUGCUUCAGGAAUGAGUUAAUGUUUUGUUAACAAUCUUCUUCCUCGUGUAACCGUGUAAUGCUGUGCAAUAUAGUCAAGCACUUGGAGUUGUUGGUUUUAUUUCAAUGCAGAUAAGAACUAACCUCUGCACAUAUUUCUUGCUUUGUUGAAUUCUUGUUUGAUGUGAAAUGUAAGAUAAUCUGCCUCCAGCCAUGUAUGUGCUAGAUGGCUAUACUUAUUAUACAGCAGAAAAUACAAAGCAGCUGCAGAAAGUGAAAACUAUUUUGGAUACUGCUUUCUGAUAAGAUAUGCAGUACAAAGCAUGCAUACAGUGUUGAUAAAGAAAGGUUUCAUUUGUAAUAUAUAUUGACGAGGUGAAUAGUUAAAGAACAAUAGACGGCCCGCGAGUUCUGUGAAAAUUUAAUUUGCAUACUAGAAAAAUGGCAUGUUUGUAUUGAUUAAUAUUUAAUGUUGAACUCAACCUAUGUGAGAAGUCUAUAACCCACUAGGAAAAAAUCUGGUUUUCAAAUGUGUUUUUAAUAUUCACUUGAAAGUAUUCUUUUUCAAAGAAAGGGUGUUAUACUUAACAAAAUGAUAUAAACAAGGAGAGUUUUUUUGGAAAUUCGGUAUUUAGAAACAUACUACUUCUUGUUAAUGCCAAGUCAAAGUAACUUGAUGGAAAACUUUCAAGUCCAUUUUUUUUCUAAUUUGUAGUGGAUUUUUGUUUAAAAGUACCCUCACUAUCUCAGAGUAGAAGGAAAAUACUGCUUAAUAAUAAACUCUCAGAAGGACAACA